Messenger RNA from Rana temporaria (common frog), 2826 nucleotides. It is a transcript of the gene GDF15, whose product is annotated as growth differentiation factor 15. Gene Ontology annotation, molecular function: growth factor activity; cytokine activity. The transcript is spliced from 2 exons. The coding region runs from base 120 to 1220 and encodes 366 amino acids. Lineage: Eukaryota; Metazoa; Chordata; Amphibia; Anura; Ranidae. Gene Ontology annotation, biological process: SMAD protein signal transduction. Gene Ontology annotation, cellular component: extracellular region. The record is from RefSeq and is a predicted model, not a curated record.
CUAGGGGCGUGCAGUUCAGAAAGCUAUAAAGGAGAGAGGCUGGAGAAUUUCAUUCAUUCAUUGAAAGACAGCUCACAAGCUGUGUGCUGAACAAGCCUUUUGCUGUGACACUGCACACAAUGCAGAGCUCUCCUUGGAAGGUCAGGUGUGCUACUCUGUGCUUCACUCUCUUAUCCAUCACUGGGGUCAAGCUUAGGCCCUUGGGCGAGCAGGAGAAAAUGAUUCAGCUGGAGGCAGUGAAGAAAAGCAUUUUGGAUCGCUUGGGUUUACACAAACCUCCUGUUAUCAGGGAAAAAAUGAACAAAGAUGAAAUGCGCAAAAUGUAUUGGUUAUACCAGGAGAAGUUAAUGGAGCUGCGGGGAAAUACAAGCAAGGACGAGACACCAGAGAGAAGAGUGCAUAUACUGACACCAAAAUUAGAACGUAGCACGAAGAAAUGUGGCAAACAUGGAAGCAACAGUCAUCGCUACAAUUUGAUCUUCUACAGGACACAGACAAUACAUCAACAGUUGAGCGUGAUGAGAGCUGAACUGAAACUCUGCAAAGAUGUAUUAGCUGCACUUAAAUCAGCUGCAGCCAACUCAACAUCUAAGCCUAUGGUGAACAUUUACAAAGUGACAGAAUCAAGUCAUGCUAAUGGAGGACAAGAAUAUAGAUUACUUGAUUCUAAACCCAUAGACAAAGAUAUGAUGACAUUAAAUGUAGAUACUGCCGUACAGCAUUGGCUUGCAAGUUCUGAAAAAUGUCUGCAGCUUGAGUUAGUAGUUAUACUGGACAAGACUUUUGUGAAUGAUGGUAACAAACAAAUUGGAGCAGACAAUGCCCUUGUGCUAGAAGUGGAGACGCAGGAGCAAGCACACUCAAAAACAAGGAGAACUAGGUCCCUCUCUGCAGAUGAAGACUGUAAAAAGAGUGAGAAAAAAUGCUGCCGCAAGUCCUUACUGGUGUCCUUUGAACAGAUUGGUUGGAGCGACUGGAUUGUUCAUCCAUCCACCUAUGAAAUGCAUUUUUGUGAUGGAUCCUGCCCACAUAACUACAAACCAGCCAGCAUGCAUGCCCAGAUUAAAUACAGAAUGCAUCACAUUAAUGGAGAUACUCCAGCACCAUGCUGUGUUCCGGGAAGUUAUGACCCCAUGGUACUCAUGCAUUAUAAUUCUGAGCGCAAACUGGUUUUUACAGUCUUCGAUGACAUGACUGUUCGAAAGUGCCACUGUGCCUGAAGUGGUGCCAAAAGUGCCGGUAAAUGGAAGAUUGAGAAGUGCUUGGUAAGCACAUACAUCAGAACAAUUGCCCAAACAAAAACCUGUCCUGCCUUUUACAAUUUCCAUCUAUGCUUUACCUACAUUCUCAGUUUCAGAAUAGGCUCAGAUUUAUCUAGCCACUAUUCAGUUGUUAUACAAAAAAAAGCAGGCAAUGUUAAGAGUUUAAAUGCAAAGUAAAAAUAGAUUACUGAUGCAUAGUGGAUACUCAUAGGAAAGUGGCAACCAUUUAAUCACCAUUUUUUUUUACUAUUUGUAAGUAGAAUUUGCAAAAUUACCCAUUUUCUAGAACUGAAAAAAAUCUUAGCUCUGGAUAUUAUUGUACCCAUGAUCAAUAUGUGGACAUCAAUGAGUGGGCAUGGUAGAUAAUAUGUUGUGGUUACGUAACCGUCAUGGAACAAAGGCAGAGAGCCCGUGUCAUUUUUGUUUACACUGUACAAUUUUAUUGCACUAUUACUAAAGAAAAUCUAUACUAGGAAAGGGCUUUAUAAGGGUAAACCAACUAAACAAAUGCACUGAUUUUUAACCAAGAUUUCAGGACAUUCACACAAUUAUGCAGGAUGUAUUGAAAAUAAUACAUGCAAUCUAGACAAAAAAUUAUAUUAUGUGUGCUCUGUAUAUCAAAGAAGAGAAAACAAAGAAAAGUAGAUUCACUAUUUAUAACAACCAGUCAAGUUUGAUGUUUAUUUAUUGGAGAUUAGUACAUGAGAGCUAUUAUCUCAUUGGGCUAUAAAAGCUCUGUUUUUUCCUUUGCCACUGAGUUUACAAAUCAGGUACACCAUGUAAAUACUUAAACAUACAUUUACAGAAUCUGGCUGCAAAUAUAUAUUUUGUCAUUAAUGUAACUAAAUGAAGGGCUAUGACUGAAAAUGUGCACAUAGUGUAAAACUGUUUUCUUUGAGAAAGAUAAGCAAACAAUAUAUUUAUUUUGGUAUCUAUAUACUUGAAAACGAAUCGGAAAGCUUAAUUAAACUCAAAAGGGUUGAUUUACUAAAGGAGUUGAAAAUUUUCACUCAAAUUUUAGAUGUGUUCACUUUGAAUAUCCAAAAAUACGUAGAUGAAAUAAAUAGCAACUUGCUUUUUACACGAUUCUAGAAUUGAAAUAAUUUGUCACUCUAUUUAUUGUGUAAAUAUUUUCAACUCCAUUAGUACAUUUCCAUUAUUUUCGUAAGAAUUUAGUACUGAAGCUCUAUUGUAAAUAGAGGAAUUUUAAACGUAUUGCAUUUUGCAGUUUUAUUUAUUUUCUAUGAAAGAAAUAUGAAAAGGAUAUGAAAGAACUGAUAUAUAUUUUCUUUCUUACCCAUUGCUGAGGUUUGUACAUUUAAUACUGUAGGGCCUUUUGUUAAAGAUCAGCAGGAUAAUUGCUCCUCUUAAGCUGCACCUUGGUCUAUCCUGCCACUAUUUUGUUCUCCAGUUCAUAAAAACUUGAAAUAGAAUGUUACAAAGCAAAGUGAAUAAAUAGCGAAAGGAAGACUGAUUGGUAAACAAUAUAAUGAAAAAGAAGAAAAAAACAAUGAGAGCCGGUUCACACUGGGGCGACCUGGGAUCCGACUUCAAGUCGCCCCAA